Messenger RNA from Parasteatoda tepidariorum (common house spider), 533 nucleotides. Its product is annotated as toxin CSTX-20. NCBI's taxonomy places the organism in Eukaryota, Metazoa, Arthropoda, Arachnida, Araneae, Theridiidae. The record is from RefSeq and is a predicted model, not a curated record.
UGGGAACAGCUGUGGCACGCAGCAUUAAGUAAGCUUCUCACGAGGCAUAUAUAAGAAUUUAAAUCGAACUUUUGAUUUUUAUUUGACAGAAAUCAGAGAUUGAUCAUGAAGCAUCUAUCUACGUUUAUUCUUUUUUUGGGACUUGUUUGUAUAGCAGUUGCUGAAUUAGGCAAAAACUGCAGCACAUCGUCUGAUUGUGACGAAGAUGAAUGCUGUGUCAAUCUCAGUGCCUUUACUACGAACAGAUGUCGGAAAAUAAGACAGGAAGGGGAUUUCUGCUUUACAAAAGAGCACACUCACCAUGACGAUGAGGGUGUCUAUCGAUUUAUGUGUCCUUGCGUUGAAGGGUUAGACUGCGUACCCGAAGAAGAAUACGAAAAAGAUGGGGUGAAAGUUAUCCGUAACUCUAAGUGCAACGCAAAGAAAGCAGAUGAAUGAAAAACGUCUUUGCUCUAAAUCAGCGUAUCAGCAUAACAAUGAGUGUUAAAUGUUAAAGCAACAAUAAAAACAUUAAUAAACUUUUUUUUAAAAAA